ACUUUUGAAAUUUGGCAAUGUUCUAAAGAUUAUAUAAAAAUGGUGCAAAAACUUCAUGAGCAUCGUCGGUUAACACAAGAAGCCAAACAUAUAGCUAUACAAAUGUUAAAUGCUAGAGCAAAGCCUAGUACAAUUUAUGAAGCCAUCAGAGAUGAAAAUGGGGAAUCAACUACAACUAGAUGA
Molecule: messenger RNA, 183 nt
Organism: Racocetra persica
Lineage: Eukaryota; Fungi; Glomeromycota; Glomeromycetes; Diversisporales; Gigasporaceae
Source: the annotation of a GenBank genome assembly